AUGGAGCCGCUCAUGCCGGAGCAGCGCCUUAGCGGUGCCGGUGUAGCCGUCGUGAAACCACAGCCCAGCUACAGCAGAGAGCUGGAGCUGAGAACGACCCUGCGCGAGCUGCUCAUCUACAUCGUCUUCCUGACAGAUCUCUGUAUAUUGACGUUUGGGAUGGUGAGCACGGACAUGUACUACCUGAACAAAGUUAUGUCGCAUCUCUUCCUGGACACCUCUUCCCCUGAGGCAGAUGGGGUUACUUUCCGGAGCAUCGGCAGCAUAGCUGAUUUCUGGAAGUUUGCAGAAGGACCCCUCUUGGAUGGACUCUACUGGGACAAAUGGUAUAACAAUGUGACAUUAACCAUCCAGAAAAACAGCAGCCGUAUUUACUACGAGAAUUUACUGUUAGGAGUAGCCCAGAUUCGCCAGCUAAAAGUACGCAACGGCACCUGUUCCAUCUACCCGUAUUUCCAGACGCUCUUAAAAGAGUGUUACUGUGAAUACCGCUAUCAAGCUGAAGACAGGUCAGCUUUUGGUCUAAAGAACGGGUCUGAAUGGAACUACGUCUCCGUCUCCUCUUUAUCGCCCUGGUACUGGGGAUACGUGGGCUUGUACAGCAAUGGAGGAUUUAUAUUCACUUUACCUAAGUCAAAGCAGGAGAGCAUGGAGAAGCUGGUGUUUCUCAGGCAGAACAGCUGGCUCACUAGAGGAACCAGGGUUGUGUUUAUUGACUUCUCUAUGUAUAAUGCUAACAUAAACCUUUUCUGUAUAAUCAGGUUGGUGGCAGAGUUCCCUGCCACCGGGGGUGUUCUCACCUCCUCAUAUAUCUACUCUGUGAAGCUCCUCAGAUACGUCACAUAUUAUGAUUACUUCCUGGCCUCUUGCGAAAUCACCUUUUGCCUCUUUGUCAUCACAUUCAUAAUCCAGCAAGCUAUAAAAAUAGCAAAACUGAAAACAGAAUAUUUCAGAAGUGUCUGGAACUGGCUGGAUAUACUGCUGGUGGUGAUAUCUAUCAUUGCCAUUGCUUUCAAUAUCUACCGCACUGUAGAAGUGUCCCUGUUAAUGGAAGAGCUGCUGUCUAAUUCAUCUGUGUAUCCAGACUUUUACUUCCUUGCAUCCUGGCAAGUCCAUUACAACAACAUGAUUGCUGUCAAUGUCUUCUUUGCUUGGAUAAAGAUAUUUAAAUACAUAAGCUUUAACAAAACCAUGACUCAGCUGUCCUCCACUUUAUCCCGCUGUGCCAAGGAUAUCAUUGGAUUUGCCAUCAUGUUCUUUAUCAUUUUUUUUGCAUACGCACAGUUAGGCUAUCUGGUCUUCGGGUCGCAAGUUGACGAGUUUUCCACGUUUCAAAACUGCAUCUUUACGCAGUUUCGCAUUGUGCUGGGAGAUUUUGAUUUUGCACCUAUAGAAGAAGCAAACAGCAUCCUCGGGCCUAUCUACUUCAUCACAUUUGUGUUCUGUGUUUUCUUCGUGCUGCUGAACAUGUUUUUGGCUAUUAUAAAUGACACCUAUUCAGAAGUCAAAGCAGAUUUCGCAGUGAUACCGAGUCAAGAAUUUGCAGUCAGUGACUUCAUUAGACAGGUGUUCAAUAAGGCCCUUGUCAAGCUCAAGUUGAAGAAAUCAGAGAUAGAUAAAAUUCCAGAAGAAAAGAGCCUGGGGAUUGUGAAAAGCACUGAAUCUUCAGCCACUACAAGAAAGGAUAUUCCUAGGCUUUCCAAGGAGAGCACUGCUGAUGCAAAGAGCUACCCAAAGUCAUCACAGCCACAGAAACGGAAAGAGAAUUUUCGUCAGAAGCAUCCGUCUGCGGAGGACUUUGGUUCUGUCACUUCUCAGAGCUCCAUCUCCCCUGAGGAAUUUCAGCAGCUUUUCAGGUAUACAGCUGAGUUGGAAAAGGAAUUAGAGGAUGUUAACAGAAAACUCAGUAAAUUUAUGAAAAAAAAGUAA
Molecule: messenger RNA, 1929 nt
Organism: Dromaius novaehollandiae (emu)
Lineage: Eukaryota; Metazoa; Chordata; Aves; Casuariiformes; Dromaiidae
Gene: PKD2L2
Product: polycystin 2 like 2, transient receptor potential cation channel
Exons: 14
Coding region: 1-1929 (642 amino acids)
Biological process (GO): detection of mechanical stimulus
Cellular component (GO): membrane
Molecular function (GO): calcium channel activity; calcium ion binding
Source: RefSeq, a predicted model, not a curated record